AUUAUUAUAUUCUACAAUCAUUGCCAAAAGCCCAAAAUUCCCACUAUUAUAUUCCUAUUUUCUAUUACCAAUCAGGUCCGCCGCCGCCGCUCUAAUGGCCGACGAAAGCAGCGUGGUCAAGCCGUCAAGCCCAGCCUUGCCGUUAAAAGAUCGAGUCGCCAUCGUCACCGGCUCGUCGCGAGGAAUCGGCAAAGCCAUCGCCCUCCAUUUGUCUUCGCUCGGUGCUAAACUCGUCGUCAAUUACACCGCAAACUCAGAUCAGGCCAACGCCGUCGUCUCCCAACUCAAUUCAUCGGCCGAUUCGCCGCGGGCAAUCGCCGUCAGAGCCGACGUGUCCGACCCGGCCCAAGUGAAGGCCCUCUUCGACGCGGCCGAGUCGGCUUUCAACUCGCCGGUCCACAUCCUGGUCAACUCAGCCGGCGUCCUGGACGCCAAGUACCCUUCUCUCGCCGACACCGCGAUCGAGGAUUUCGAUAGGACCUUCAACAUCAACACGCGCGGCGCGUUCGUCUGUUGCAAGGAAGCUGCGAACAGAAUCACCCGCGGCGGCGGCGGGAGGAUUAUCUGCCUCACUUCCUCCACGACGGCGGCGCUGAGGCCCGGCUUCGGCGCGUACGCCGCCUCAAAAGCGGCGGUGGAAGCGAUGGUGAAGAUUCUGGCUAAAGAGCUGAAAGGGACGGGGAUCACCGCCAACUGCGUGGCGCCGGGGCCGGUGGCGACGGAGAUGUUCUUCGAGGGGAAAUCGGAGGAGGUAAUACAGAGGGUAAUAGACGAGAGCCCCUUGGGUAGACUUGGGACGACGGAGGACAUAGCUCCGGUGGUUGCGUUCUUGGCCGGUGACGGCGGCGGGUGGGUCAACGGGCAGACUAUUCGAGUCAAUGGUGGCUAUGUGUAGUAGAAGAGAAGGAAGGAAAUUUUACAAGGUGUUUGGUGGGAGGAUGGAAUAAGGGUAAAAAUAAAUUGUAAUUUGAUGGAGUGCAAAAAUAAUAAGAUGAAAAUAAUGAAAUGUUUUAAUUACAUUACCUCGUAUCCUGUUUCUUUGUCGAAUUAUAGGGAGUAGUGAUUGUACCAUCUUGAUUUUUUAUGUAAUGUUCUCCAUUUGAAUUUGAGUUAAUGUAAAUGUUAUGUUUGUUG
Messenger RNA from Ipomoea triloba (trilobed morning glory), 1134 nucleotides. Its product is annotated as NADPH-dependent aldehyde reductase-like protein, chloroplastic. The transcript has a single exon. Lineage: Eukaryota; Viridiplantae; Streptophyta; Magnoliopsida; Solanales; Convolvulaceae. The coding region runs from base 95 to 895 and encodes 266 amino acids. The record is from RefSeq and is a predicted model, not a curated record. Gene Ontology annotation, molecular function: oxidoreductase activity.